AUGACGUCCUUGUGGUGCGCGGCGGGAAGCGCGCCGUCCGCCUCGCGCAGGAUCUCGCGCAAGAUGUUGCCAGCGUCCUUCAUGCCGCGAUCGGUUGGCGUGCGCGCGUUCGCCCCGACGCACUCGCCCUCGCGCGGUCGCGUCGUCCUCGCGCGACGCGCGCUCCAUCCCCACUCCCCACACACCACGGCGGACCCGAUCACCCCGGACGGCCCGCGACCGUUCGUCAAAGUCGCGGAGCUCGCCGAGCUCUCCGCGCACGGCGCGCGAUCGCACGUCCACCUCGGCGGCAGACACGUGUCGCUGAUCAACUGGCGCGGAGACGUCCACGCGCUCGACUCGCUGUGCUACCACGCCGGCGGCCCGCUCGCGGUGGGCGAGAUCGAGGACGUCGACGGCAGAGCGUGCGUCUCGUGCCCGUGGCACUUGUACAAGAUCGAGCUCGAGACCGGGGAGAAGCUCUACGGCGCCACGACGUGGGAUCCGGAGAAGGGCGCACUGGUGCCGGACGGGACCAAAUCCGUGGGCGUCCGCCAGCGCGUGCACGACGUCGAGCGGCGCGACGACGGGUGGUACGUCCGACUGCGUCUGGACGGGAGCGUGGAGAGCGAUAAGUACGCGACGAAGGACGUCCCGGGGAUAUCCGGCGCGAGGAGGGUCCGCGUCCCGAUAGAGGUCGGGUGAGUGAGAGGUUUUUUUUUUUCCUCGGUCUGGUCCGUCGGCGGGCGUCUUCGAGAUAGAUGACGUCGCGCGCGGCGCUCGGCGACGCCGUCGCCGCGGCGCUCAAGACCGCGGCCAAGAUCGCGCGCGGCGGCCCGGUCUCCGGCGCCCCCGCGCGCGUCCUCGCGCGGUUCAGGGAGAUCGAGCGGCAGACGGACGAGGUCGUCGGCGUGUUAUCGCCGGGCCCGGUGGUCGGGUCGGCGGCGCCGGCGACGGCGGAGGAAGCCGCGGCGGCGGCGGCGGCGGUGGCCGACGCCGAGCGCGCGUUCGCCGAGCGCGCGAAGCGACGACGACGCGACAGCGGGCGCGGUGGAUGAUAAAUACUAAUAGCUUAGUUUUCUUACAACGCGCGAUCCAGCGCGGGGUUCGCCCUCGACGCCGAGACGGGCGCGACGCGAGGAAAAACCCUCCUCGGAU
Micromonas pusilla CCMP1545 is the source of this 1137-nucleotide messenger RNA. It is a transcript of the gene TIC55-4, whose product is annotated as chloroplast envelope protein translocase family. The record is from RefSeq and is a predicted model, not a curated record. Gene Ontology annotation, molecular function: 2 iron, 2 sulfur cluster binding. Bases 1 to 684 code for a protein of 227 amino acids. The transcript has 2 exons. Lineage: Eukaryota; Viridiplantae; Chlorophyta; Mamiellophyceae; Mamiellales; Mamiellaceae.